AUGAUACCAAAGAAGAAGAAUGUCACCGUCAGUUUAUCAGCAGCUGUAGUGGAGAAGACGGAAUACAUGUAUGGAGUGAAUGACGAUUCCAGAAUGCAAGAAAGAAGAGAAAGUGAAGAAGUAGCCUCAGGAAAAGCACAAAGGUGUAUCAGAGUAUUAAACACAGAGCUGCGGAUUGUGCUGCUGGGAUCUAGAUUAUCUGGGAAGAGCUCAGCAGGAAACACCAUCCUGGGCAGAGAUGAGUUUGACUUGAGGAGAGCUGCUCAGUGUGUGAAGAGACGGAGAGAAGUUGCAGGGAGGCAGGUCACUGUGGUCGACACUCCAGGCUGGUGGGAAAAUUACCCUGUAGAGUCCACUCCUGAGCUGGUUAAACGGGAGAUUGUGCUCAGUGUGUCUCAGUGCCCCCCAGGACCCCACAUUCUCCUCCUGGUUAUACAGGUGGAUGAUUCAUUCACAGAGGACCACAGAGAAGCAGUAGAGGACCAUCUGGAGCUUCUCGGUGAGAGCGUCUGGAGUCACACUAUAGUGCUGUUCACCUAUGGGAAAAGACUGGGACAAACAACCAUUGAGCAGCAUAUUCAGAGAGAAGGGAAGGCCCUUCAGGGGCUUGUUGAGAAAUGUAAUAACAGAUAUCAUGUCCUUAACACUAAGAACAGGGGAGAUGUCACAGAGCUGCUGCAGAAGAUAGAGGAGACGGUGACAGUAAACAGAGGCCAUUUUGAGCUAAAGAGAGGGACACUAGAAAAGAUUGAAGGCAGAAAGAAAGUGGAGGAAGAGGGAGUGAAACAGAGACUUACGAAGGUGCAGGAACAGCGAGAGACCCUUGUGACACUAAUGGGUGACUCUGUCCAUCUCUCAGUGCUGAGGAUUGUGCUGCUCGGGGCUAGAUUAUCUGGGAAGAGUUCAGCAGGUAACACCAUCCUGGGCAGAAAGGAGUGCCUGAGGGUAGCUGCUUGUUGCUCAAAAGUAGCAGGGAGGCAGCUCACUGUGGUCGACACUCCAGGCUGGUGGGGGAAUCUCCCCAUAGAGUUCACUCCUAAAAUGGUUAAACAGGAGAUUGUGCUCAGUGUGUCUCAGUGCCCCCCAGGACCCCACACUUUCCUCCUGGUCAUUCGGGGGGAUGUUUCAUUCACUGAGAAAGAAAGAAGAGCAAUAGAGGAACACAUGGAGCUUCUCAGUGAGAGAGUCUGGAGUCACACUAUAGUGCUGUUCACCUAUGGGGAUUGUCUUGGAAACACAGCCAUUGAACAGCAUAUUGAAAGUGAGGGGAAGGCCCUCCAGUGGCUUGUCGAGAAAUGUGGGAACAGGUAUCAUGUUCUCAACAAUGUCAACGAGGGUGACGGCACUCAGGUCACAGAGCUGCUGGAGAAGAUAGAGGAGAUGGUGGCAGGAAACAGUGGAUAUGUGUUUCCUGAUCAGAUCAAACAAUCUGCACCAAUCAGGAAAGCUGACAGUAUGAAGUGGCUUCCUCCAAACAGUAAGACGAAUUCUGACUAAAAUGUAGUACAGGGGUCUAUGCAGAGUAUAUUUCUGGUAAUCUGACAUUCAAAAUUCAAAUAUCGCAUAAUUUACCUAGCAUGAACAUUGUCAUUUUUAUGUUUAGUUUAUAACCAUUGUGAUUAGGUUGAUCAACAUUGGUUCUCAUUUUGCUAAAUACCAGACACUAUUCAAUGUUCUUGUUUUCUU
Molecule: messenger RNA, 1686 nt
Organism: Coregonus clupeaformis (lake whitefish)
Lineage: Eukaryota; Metazoa; Chordata; Actinopteri; Salmoniformes; Salmonidae
Product: GTPase IMAP family member 8
Exons: 4
Coding region: 1-1497 (498 amino acids)
Molecular function (GO): GTP binding
Source: RefSeq, a predicted model, not a curated record